Messenger RNA from Caenorhabditis briggsae, 1098 nucleotides. RefSeq names its product Protein CBR-ALDO-1 (gene Cbr-aldo-1). The record is from RefSeq and is a predicted model, not a curated record. Gene Ontology annotation, cellular component: cytosol. Lineage: Eukaryota; Metazoa; Nematoda; Chromadorea; Rhabditida; Rhabditidae. Bases 1 to 1098 code for a protein of 365 amino acids. Gene Ontology annotation, molecular function: fructose-bisphosphate aldolase activity. The transcript has 4 exons. Gene Ontology annotation, biological process: glycolytic process; fructose 1,6-bisphosphate metabolic process.
AUGGCUUCCUACUCGCAAUACUUGACCAAGGCUCAGGAGGAUGAGCUUCGCUCCAUCGCCAACGCCAUCAUUGCCCCAGGAAAGGGAAUCUUGGCUGCCGAUGAGUCGACCGGAUCAAUGGAGAAGCGUCUCACCAGCAUCGGACUCGAGAACAACGAGGAGAACCGUCGCAAGUACCGUCAACUCCUCUUCACCGCUGGAGCCGAUCUCAACAAGUACAUCUCCGGAGUCAUCAUGUUCCACGAGACCUUCUACCAGAAGACCGACGACGGAAAACCAUUCACUGCCCUUCUCCAGGAGCAAGGAAUCAUUCCAGGAAUCAAGGUCGACAAGGGUGUCAUUCCAUUGGCUGGAACCAUCGGAGAGGGAACCACUCAAGGUUUGGAUGACUUGAAUGCUCGUUGUGCUCAAUACAAGAAGGACGGAGCUCAAUUCGCCAAGUGGAGAUGUGUUCACAAGAUCUCGUCGACCACCCCAUCGGUCACUGCUUUGAAGGAGGUUGCUCAGGUUUUGGCUAGAUAUGCUUCCAUCUGCCAACAGAACGGAUUGGUCCCAAUUGUUGAGCCAGAGAUCCUCCCAGACGGUGAGCACGACUUGGCUCGCGGACAAAAGAUCACCGAGACCGUUCUCUCGUACGUCUACCACGCUCUCAACGAGCAUCACGUUUUCUUGGAGGGAACUCUUCUCAAGCCAAACAUGGUCACUUCUGGACAAUCGUUCACUGGUGAGAAGCCAUCGAACGCUGACAUCGGAUUGGCCACUGUCACUGCUCUUCAACGUGGAGUUCCAUCCGCUGUGCCAGGAGUUGUCUUCCUUUCCGGAGGACAAUCCGAAGAGGAUGCUACUAAGAACUUGAACGCCAUCAACCAGGUCACCGGAAAGAAGCCAUGGGCUCUGACCUUCUCUUACGGACGUGCUCUUCAAGCAUCGUGCCUUGCCAAAUGGGCCGGAAAAGACGAGAACAUUGCCGCCGCUCAAGAAGUCCUUCUCCAUCGUGCUCAAGUCAACUCACUAGCUUCCGUUGGAAAGUACACUGGAGACGCUUCUGCUGACGCCGCCGCUUCUCAAUCCCUCUUCGUCGCCAACCACGCCUAUUAA